Molecule: messenger RNA, 1620 nt
Organism: Penicillium bovifimosum
Lineage: Eukaryota; Fungi; Ascomycota; Eurotiomycetes; Eurotiales; Aspergillaceae
Gene: agm1
Product: phosphoacetylglucosamine mutase PCM1
Exons: 6
Coding region: 1-1620 (539 amino acids)
Biological process (GO): carbohydrate metabolic process; UDP-N-acetylglucosamine biosynthetic process
Molecular function (GO): phosphoacetylglucosamine mutase activity; magnesium ion binding
Source: RefSeq, a predicted model, not a curated record
AUGGCCUCCCCGGCUGUGAAGAAAGCGAUCACUGAGGCCGCAUCGCAGUACGCGAAGCCCGAGGACAAGAUAUUCGAGUAUGGCACUGCAGGAUUCCGCAUGAAGUCGGACCUUCUCAACACUGUCGUUUUUGCAGUAGGCUUGCUUGCAGGCCUGCGGUCAAAGAAGCUUAGUGGACAAUGGAUUGGUGUUAUGGUUACUGCUAGCCACAACCCCGCGGAGGACAAUGGUGUCAAAUUGGUUGACCCCAUGGGUGAGAUGCUCGAAGCCGAGUGGGAAGCAUACGCGACGAGACUGGCAAAUGCUCCAUUGGAUAAGAUCGCCGAUGUCUACGAUGAGCUCGUCAAGGAAAUCGACGUUCAGAUGACCAACCCCGCCCGUGUUGUCUUCGCUCGUGACACCCGUGCUUCAGGCUCCCGUCUGGUGGGCGUUUUGAACGCGGCGCUUUCCGCGACUGAGGUCGAAUUUGUCGACUUCAAGUACAUGACCACCCCCCAGCUUCACUAUAUUGUUCGCUGCAAGAACACUCUUGGAACGCAAUAUGAGUAUGGCGAGCCCACUGAGCAGGGAUACUAUGAGAAGCUUGCAAACUCCUUCAAAAAGGUCAUGCGGGGAGUCAAGGUGCAGGGUUCCUUGACUGUUGAUUGCGCCAACGGUGUCGGUGGGCCAAAAUUGAGAGAAUUGAUGAAGUAUCUCUCUGGUAUUGAUAUCAAGGUCGUCAACGACGACGUGAUUAACCCUGAUGCCCUGAACUUUGAGUGCGGUGCCGAUUACGUUAAGACUAAGCAACGUGCUCCUCCUUCUUCCAAGGCUGCCUUGCUUGAUCGUUGCGCUUCGCUUGAUGGCGAUGCCGAUCGCCUGGUCUACUACUUCCAGGAUGAGAGCAGCGUGUUCCGUCUCUUGGAUGGUGACCGCAUCGCCACUCUUGCGGCUUCGUUCAUUGGCGACCUUGCCCGCAACGCCGGGAUCGCCUCGAAGCUGAAGAUUGGUGUUGUCCAGACAGCCUAUGCUAACGGCGCAAGCACGGACUACAUUGAGAAGGUCCUCAAGCUCCCCAUCAUCUGCACCAACACCGGCGUAAAGCACCUCCACCACGCGGCACUUCGUUUCGACGUCGGUGUCUACUUUGAGGCGAACGGACACGGUACCGUUACCUUCUCCGAGAACGCCUUGAAGGUCAUCAAAAACACCGAGCCUCAAUCACCUGCGCAGCAGCACGCUCUGGAGAGUCUCCAGGCCCUGACAGACUUGAUCAACCAGGCUGUUGGUGACGCCCUGUCCGAUGCACUGCUCGUGGAGGCGAUCCUCGCACACAAGGGCUGGUCCCCCAAGGAGUGGCUCGGAACUUACACUGACCUUCCCUCGCGCCUAGUGCGCGUCGAGGUCAAUGACCGUUCCAUUUUCAAAGCCUACGAUGCUGAGCGUAAGCUCGAAUCUCCUCCUGGCCUCCAGAGCACCAUUGAGUCUCUGCAGUCUCGCUACAACAAGGGCCGUAGCUUUGCCCGUGCCAGCGGCACCGAAGAUGCCGUCCGUGUGUACGCCGAGGCCGCCAGCCGCUCUGAAGCGGAUGACCUCGCCACUCGCGUUGCCAACGCUGUCAGCGAGGCAGGCAGCGCCUAA